AUGGCAAAAUCAUAUUUUAAGAGUGAAUUUCACAUGUUAAUGGAGAAAGUGGAGGCAGUUGAUGCUAGAGUGAAGAAUUAUUUGGAAUUGGCUAGUUACGAUAAAGAACUACCAAUAUAUGAUUUUCUGGAGGAAGUUAGAUUGAUGUUUGGAAGAUGGAACUGUGAAAACAGACAGCAGGCGUUGUAUACUUUUACGGAUCUUAUUGGUAAAUUUCAAGAAAUUCUUCAGCAGAAUGAAGCGGAGUGUACACUUCUUGAUAACAAGAAUUUCAAGAAGAGGCCAUAUUACUCUGAUCUAUACAAGCCAAAAAUCGUCCUAAGAAUAUAUGAUCUUCCAAUUUAUCCACUACCACACAAAGAUGACUGGGUGAUUCCGAAGGAAAUUAUGGAUGAGAUUGUUCUGCCGCCAAAAUACAAGCGACCCCCUGGAAGACCUCCGAAGAAGGACCGUGGAAAAUCCGAACGAGAUAUGUUUGGAAAGAAGAGCAAAAAUUGUUGUAGUUCAUGUGGUUUAAAAGGUCACAAUAGGCGUUCAUGUAGGAAAUACAAUAAACGAUAA
This is a messenger RNA of Capsicum annuum, 561 nucleotides long. RefSeq lists its product as uncharacterized. Lineage: Eukaryota; Viridiplantae; Streptophyta; Magnoliopsida; Solanales; Solanaceae. The record is from RefSeq and is a predicted model, not a curated record. The coding region runs from base 1 to 561 and encodes 186 amino acids. The transcript has 3 exons.